This is a messenger RNA of Clupea harengus (Atlantic herring), 1429 nucleotides long. RefSeq names its product nuclear factor of activated T cells 2 interacting protein (gene nfatc2ip). Gene Ontology annotation, biological process: cytokine production; positive regulation of transcription by RNA polymerase II. NCBI's taxonomy places the organism in Eukaryota, Metazoa, Chordata, Actinopteri, Clupeiformes, Clupeidae. The transcript has 9 exons. The record is from RefSeq and is a predicted model, not a curated record. Bases 109 to 1257 code for a protein of 382 amino acids.
GUCCGGAGUGCGUAGCGAUGUAGAGUUUGUUAGGUCGGGUGAGGUUGGUGUCUUUUAAUCAAGACGGCUAUAAGACUUAUGGAUGAUUGGGUAUGACCCCGGUGAACUAUGUCUCGAAACGUUCUUGGACGGAAACGUACAGAAACAGCAGCUGGGGAAGGGAUCUCGGAUAGCGACAGUGAUGGACCGGAGAGGCGCGUGCCCGCGAAACCCCGACCCAAACGGCGACGCAUCCUGGACUCUUCGGCGAUGACCACCGUGCAAAUUUACUCUAAAAAGGUGGACAGCGAUUUAAAGCUCCGCCCGUUGUCCUUCCGGACAGAGACCCUACAAGGUAACCAAGAUGGAGACGUAGAGGACACGAGCCCUCAGCUUCCGGUCGUGGAGUGUAUCGAGCUGUCCGACUCGGAAGAUGAGAAGCAGGACCGGAAGACCCAGACCCAGCCCGUGACCCAGCCCGACCCGCAGCCCGAGCCGCAUGGCUCCAUCCAGUCCCCCUCUCCCCCCCCUCCUCCCUGUAAAGGCGGCCGGAGACCCAACAGGAAACUCAUGGAGAUUAACAGGAAGUUGGAUGCUAUUGGUUCCCUGCUGAGUCCAUCUCCAGAGCGACGGGGCCUUGUUCCUAACCACAGCCAAUCAGUUGCUGCGGAGGAAGAGCAUGAUGAUGAUGAUGAAGAAGAUGAUGAUGAUGAUGAUCUUGUGAUUGUGGACCCACAGAGGCAGCGGGUCCGGCCGCCUGCGCCUUCAGAACCACGCCCGGCGGCCCGCCACGUUCCACUCAAGUUCCGCUGCAGAACCGAGAUCCUCCGCAUCCCCCUGCUCACGACAGCUCCUCUGAAGUUGGCUGUGGAAGAGCUGUCAAUCAAACUGAAAGUCCCGCCCUCACGCCUUCUGCUGCUGAGGAAGGAGGCGGAGCUUCCUGUCACCUCCACCAUCAGCGAGCUGGGGCUUGGCAUCGCUGACAUCAUCGACUGUGUGGUGAUUAGUGAAGACAGCCAUGAGCAUGAUGAUGGUAACCAUGGUGAGGGUGAUGUCAUCACUGUGCGACUGCAAGGCAAAGAAAAGGGAUCCCAACAGGAAUACUCUGUACACAAGCGGGAGCCCCUGGGUUCUGUCCUGACCAGCUACACCUCCGCACUGACCCCUGCCCUCAGACGCAAGGCCCGCUUCCUGUUCGACGGGUCAAAGGUCAACCCUACUCACACGCCCCUCGACCUGGACAUGGAGGACGGAGACGUGGUCGAGGUGUGGUUCUGAGACCACGGAUAUUUUCCUAAUCAUUUUUCACUCUUUUUGAAGAGUGUCAUUCAGUUAAGACAAAUUAUCUCAGUGUCUGUACAGAUGAAUUUGUUUAAUUUAAAUAUUGUACGAUUUGUAAAGUGUUUUUGUAACAAAAUAAACAUACUGGGGAAUCUGGUUUUACUAUAUU